CUUAUAAAAGGUCCAGCUCCCAGCUGCCCAGUACACUUGUCAGCAGUGUCAGCGAGCGCUCAACUUCCUUUGGUGAAGUGGAUUUACUUGAACUUGAAGGAAGGGGAAAAAAUGUCUCCACUUCUGAAAAGCAUCUUGGAUAUCACUGAAAUUUUCAAUCAAUAUGCCUUACAUGAUUGUGAUGGGGCAGCACUAAGCAAGAAAGACCUGAAGAACCUCCUUGAAAGGGAAUUUGGAGAUGUCCUUCGGAGGCCACAUGACCCUGAGACAGUAGAUCUGAUCCUGGAACUUCUGGAUCGCGACUGUAACGGGCUCGUCGAUUUCAAUGAAUUCCUCCUGUUCGUUUUCAAGGUGGCUCAAGCUUGUUAUUACGCUCUCAGCCAGGUUUCCGGGCUGGAUGAGAAGGGGGUCAGGUGUGAGGGAAAGAAGAACCCGUUACAAGAUCCCAGACAAGAAGACCAGAGAUUUGAGCCCCGGGACAGACAACUGGAAGAACACAGGCAGAAAAGGCAGGAACUGGAGAGGGAGCUCGCAGAGGAAGACAAGCAGCGGCUGCAGAGGCGACAACCGGAAGAGCGCCUGGAGGAGGAAGAGCAGCUGAAGAGGCGCAAGGGUCGGGAGCCUGAGGAAUUUCCUGACCGAAAGCAAAGGCAAGAGAGGCGAGAGCAGCGCGAGCUCCGGGAAGAAGAGGCGCAGUUGCAAAGGCAGAAGCGGGAGCAGGAGGAGCCGCGGUUGCAGCAGGAGCUGAGGCGCGAGGAGCAGGAGAGACGCGAGCAGAUAGAGAGGCGCGAGCAGCAGCUUAGGCGCGGGGAGCCGCGCUUAGAGCAGGAGCUGAGGCGCGAGCAAGAGAGGCGCGAGCAGCAGGAGAGACGCGAGCAGGAACUGAGGCGCGAGCAGAGGCUGAGGCGAGAGCAGCAGCUUAGGCGCGGGGAGCCGCGCUUAGAGCAGGAGCUAAGGCGCGAGCAAGAGAGGCGCGAGCAGCAGGAGAGACGCGAGCAGGAACUGAGGAGCGAGGAGUUGCUCUUUGAACAGGAGCUGAGGCGCGAACAGAAGAGGCGUGAGCAGGAGCUGAGACGCGAGCAGAGGCUGAGGCGUGAGGAGCCGCGCUUAGAGCAGGAGUUGAGGCGCGAGCAGGAGAGACGCGAGCAAGAGCUGAGGCGCGAGGAGUUGCUCUUUGAACAGGAGCUGAGGCGCGAGCAGGAGAGACGCGAGCAAGAGCUGAGGCGCGAGGAGUUGCCCUUUGAACAGGAGCUGAGGCGCGAGCAGGAGCUGAGACGCGAGCAGCGGCUGAGGCGCGAGGAGCCGCGCUUGGAGCAGGAACUCAGGCGCGAGCAGGAGGAGAGGCGUGAGCAGGAGGAAAGACGCGAGCAGGAGGAAAGGCGCGAGCAGGAGCUCAGGCGCGAGCAGGAGGAGAGGCGCGAGCAGGAGCUGAGGCGCGAGGAGCCCCGCGUGGAGCAGGAGCUCAGGCGCGAGCAAGAGCUCAGGCGCGAGCAGGAGGAGAGGCGCGAGCAGGAGCUGAGGCGCGAGGAGCCGCGCUUGGAGCAGGAGCUGAGGCGCGAGCAGCGGCUGAGGCGAGAGGAGACGCGCUUGAAGCAGGAGCUCAGGUGCGAGCGAGAGCUCAGGCGCGAGCGAGAGCUCAGGCGCGAGCAGGAGGAGAGGCGCGACCAGGAGCUGAGGCGCGAGCAGGAGGAGCCGCGCUUGGAGCAGGAGCUGAGGCGCGAGCAGCGGCUGAGGCGAGAGGAGACGCGCUUGGAGCAGGAGCUGAGGCGCGAGCAGGAGGAGAGGCGCGAGCAGGAGCUGAGGCGCGAGCAGCAGGACAGACGCGAGCAGGAGCUGAGGCGGGAGCAGGAGGAGAGGCUCCAGCAGGAGCUGAGGCACGAGCAGCAGCCUGCUGAGGAGGAGGUGGAGGCCCGUGAGCGGGGCAAGAGCCGCACCUCAAGGUGGCAGUGGCAGCUAGAAAGCGAGGCCGACGCCCGUCAGAGCAAGGUCUACUCCAGGCCCCGCAGGCAGGAGCAGCAGAGGCAACGCCAGGAACGCGAAGAGAAGAGACAGCGCCUGGAGCUCGAGCGGCAACUGCGGGAGGAGGACGCCGAGUGGCCAAGCCGGUCCGGGUCCCUCCGGGAGGAGCGCGAGCAGCGGCUGCUCCGAGAGGAGCAGGCACGCCUGCAGGAGGAGGAAGAGCAGCGCCGAGACUUCAAAUGGCAGUGGCAGGCGGAGGAAGAGAGCGAGAGGCGCCGCCAGAGGUUCUCCGCCCGGCCCCAGUUGCGGGAGCAGCAGGAGAGGCAGCUGAGGGCGGAGGAACUGCAGGAUGGGGAACUGCUGCGUGAGGAGGAAGAGCAGCGCCGCCAACGACUCGAGAGGGAGCGGGAGCAGCAGAUCCUCGAGGAGGAGAAGCAGCUCCGAUUGGAGCAGAGCCUCCAAGAGGAUCAGGAGAGGAAGCUACGCCGGGAGGAGCAGCGCCGUGACCAAAAAUGGAGGUGGCAACCAGAAGAGGAAAGCCAGAGACGCCGCCACACAGUCUACGCCAAGCCAACUCAACGAGAGCCGCUGAGGGAGGAAGAGCAGCUGCAGCGAGAGGAACUCAAGACGAGGAGGCGCCAGGAGCUGGAGAGACAAUACCGGGAGGAAGAGCCGCUGAGGGAGGAAGAGCAGCUACUAAGAGAUCGGAGGCGCCAGCAGCGCGGCAGGCAGUAUCUGGAAGAGGAAGAGCUGCAGCGCCUGGACAGAAAGAGGCAAUUCCAGGAUGAGGAUCAGAGCCGCGAUCUGAAAUGGCAGUGGCAACCAGAAAAAGAAAAUGAAGUUCGUAAUCACAGGGUUUACUCCAAACGCAAAGUGAACGAAGAAAGGAUCCGGCAAUUCGAAGAUUCCCAGGUUCGAGAUAGACCAUUCCGGCAGAAUCGGUGGCUCCUGCAGGAUGAACGGGAUGAGGAGAGAGCGCGAGACAAAGAGAGGACCCGGCAGCAGCGCGACAUGCAAUUCCCAGCUGAGGAACUGCUGGAGCAAGAAGAGCAAAAGGAAGCCAAAAGGCGAGACAGGAAGUUCGGCGAGGAGGAACAGCAGCAGCGCCGCCGGGAACGUGAGCAACAGCUUCGCCAGGAGCGCGACAGAAGGUUCCGUGAGGAGGAACAGCUCCUGCAGGAAAGGGAAGAACAGCUGCGCCGCCGGGAGCGCGACAGAAAGUUCCGCGAGGAGGAACAGCUCCUGCAAGAAAGGGAAGAACAGCUGCGCCGCCGGGAGCGCGACAGAAAGUUCCACGAGGAGGAACAGCUCCUGCAAGAAAGGGAAGAACAGCUGCGCCGCCGGGAGCCCGACAGAAAGUUCCGCGAGGAGGAACAGCUCCUGCAGGAAAGGGAAGAACAACUGCGCCGCCAGGAGCGCGACAGAAACUUCCCCGAGGAGGAAUUGCUGCGCCGCCAGGAGCGCGACAGAAAGUUCCGCGAGGAGGAAGAGCUGCGCCGCCAGGAGCGCGACAGAAAGUUCCGUGAGGAAGAACAGCUCCUGCAGGAAAGGGAAGAACAGCUGCGCCGCCAGGAGCGCGACAGAAACUUCCCCGAGGAGGAAUUGCUGCGCCGCCAGGAGCGCGACAGAAAGUUCCGCGAGGAGGAAGAGCUGCGCCGCCAGGAGCGCGACAGAAAGUUCCGUGAGGAAGAACAGCUCCUGCAGGAAAGGGAAGAACAGCUGCGCCGCCAGGAGCGUGACAAAAAGUUCCGCGAGGAGGAAUUGAUGCGCCGCCAGGAGCGCGACAGAAACUUCCGUGAGGAGGAACAGCUCCUGCAGGAAAGGGAAGAACAGCUGCGCCGCCAGGAGCGCGACAGAAAGUUCCGUGAGGAGGAACAGCUCCUGCAGGAAAGGGAACAGCUGCGUCGCCAGGAGCGCGACAGAAAGUUCCGCGAGGAGGAAGAGCUGCGCCGCCAAGAGAGCGACAGAAAGUUCCGUGAGGAAGAACAGCUCCUGCAGGAAAGGGAAGAACAGCUGCGCCGCCAAGAGCGCUACAGAAAGUUCCGCGAGGAGGAAGAGCUGCGCCGCCAGGAGCGCGACAGAAAGUUCCGCGAGGAGGAAGAGCUGCGCCGCCAGGAGCGCGACAGAAAGUUCCGUGAGGAAGAACAGCUCCUGCAGGAAAGGGAAGAACAGCUGCGCCGCCAGGAGCGUGACAAAAAGUUCCGCGAGGAGGAAUUGAUGCGCCGCCAGGAGCGCGACAGAAACUUCCGUGAGGAGGAACAGCUCCUGCAGGAAAGGGAAGAACAGCUGCGCCGCCAGGAGCGCGACAGAAAGUUCCGUGAGGAGGAACAGCUCCUGCAGGAAAGGGAACAGCUGCGUCGCCAGGAGCGCGACAGAAAGUUCCGCGAGGAGGAAGAGCUGCGCCGCCAAGAGAGCGACAGAAAGUUCCGUGAGGAAGAACAGCUCCUGCAGGAAAGGGAAGAACAGCUGCGCCGCCAAGAGCGCUACAGAAAGUUCCGCGAGGAGGAAGAGCUGCGCCGCCAGGAGCGCGACAGAAAGUUCCGUGAAGAGGAACCGUUCCCACAGGAAAGGGAACAGCUGCGUCGCCAGGAGCGCGACAGAAAGUUCCGUGAGGAGGAACAGCUCCGGCAGGAAAGGGAAGAAGAGCUGCGCCUCCAGGAGCGCGACAGAAAGUUCCUCGAGGAGGAAGACUUGCGCCGCCAGGAACGCGACAGAAAGUUCCGGGAGGGGGAACAGAGGCUGCGCCGCCGCCGAGGACUAGAUGGUACCCUCUCUCAGGAGGAGCAACUGAAGGGUGCUGAGCAAGAGCAAGAGCAGAGCGUCCAGCAGGAGAGAGAAGAAAAGCGACACCGACAGGAGCAGGACAGGCAGUUCCUCGAGGAAGAAGAGCAACUGCCACGCGAAGAGCAGGAAGAGCUGAGGCGCCGGCAGGAGCGAGGCCAGCAGUACCGCGUGGAGGAGCAGUUUGCCAGGGAGAAGAGGCGCCGUCAGGAACAAGAACUUCGGCAAGAAGAGCAAAGACGCCGCCAGCGGGAGGAGGAACGAAGGCACCGCGGGCAAGUCUGGGAAGACGGAGACAGGGGCCGUCGGCAGACUCUGGAGCCAGGCAAGAGUCAGUUUGCCAGUGUCCCGGUGCGCUCCAGCCCUCUCUAUGAAUAUAUCCAAGAGCAGAGAUCUCAGUACCGCCCUUAAGAGAUGCUGCCAAUAUCCUGACACCUGCCAAAGCUUCCAGCAAAGGAAAAAGAAACACUGGAUACCAAAUGACUCAAAUGUUUCUGGUUGUGGGAGAACUCUCUGAUGUUCCAAAAUCUUUUUUUUCCAAAAUCUUAAACUACACUCAUUUCAUGUACCUUGUACUCUUGCCUUUUAUUCUUCCUCAAGUAGUUCUUUACUGCAGGGUGUCUUUGCUCUUUGGUGCAGAUGUGGUGUGCAAUUUUUAAAAAUCUAAAUCAUUUAAUUUGUUUAAGGAGUUUUGUUUCGGGAACGUUUAUUGCUUUCGAAUAACAAGAAUAACAAUGAUUUAAGAUUCAAAAGAAUUGGGUCUGUUUUUUUCAAUGGUUGAUUCAUCUUAUGGAGAGUUUAGAUAUUUUUUAUGUUCCAGUUGGCAUUUUUUUUCUUGAGCCUAAAUUACACUAAUAUUUACCUCCAAAUAGACUCUCAUUUUUUGGCAUAAUUAACACAGAUUCUGCAAGGGGGCUGAAUUUUUACAAGCCUUGAAUACCGAAGGGCAGGGGAGGAGGAGGGAGUGACUUCUACAGAAAAAUUCCCUGUGAAAUCAGCCCCUAACUGGAAGAAAUCUGAAGAUUUAGCUUCAAAACCUAGAAUUUGAAUUUGAUUUUUUUCAUACUUGAUAAGCACUUAAAAUCUCCUGAGCCAAAAGCAAGGUAUUUCCCAAAAAACUCCAGAGCUCAAAAUUUAAAACUGUCUACUGUAGUCUGUAGUGUUCAGUUCUUUUCCCCCAAUCUUUGAUGAAUUUGAGAAUAUUCCUACCUUUGUUCAUUUUAACUGAGAGAGAACCUGCUCAAGAUCCUGUAAACAUCUAUUUCACUCUAGAGUCAAAAGGAGAUCAAAGCAUUUUCGGGGAAGGAAAGGGAAAAAUUUGUGAACAGAAGGGCAAGUUCCCAGAAGCCCUUAGAUGAGACCCAUCAGCUCACAAUCCUUUGAGACCUAUUGAUACUACCUUGGAGACAUUCUUGUUGAAAUGAUUGGACUGUGUAAAAAAUAAAUGUUUGGCAAACAA
This is a messenger RNA of Acinonyx jubatus (cheetah), 6199 nucleotides long. RefSeq names its product trichohyalin (gene TCHH). Bases 112 to 5151 code for a protein of 1679 amino acids. Gene Ontology annotation, molecular function: calcium ion binding; transition metal ion binding. Lineage: Eukaryota; Metazoa; Chordata; Mammalia; Carnivora; Felidae. The transcript has 3 exons. The record is from RefSeq and is a predicted model, not a curated record. Gene Ontology annotation, biological process: intermediate filament organization.